AUGCAAACCCUACCUAACAGCAAUGGUGCCGCCGCCGGACGGGACUCUAAGAUGAAGUUAUGGGAUGUCGUGGCUGUCUGCCUGGUGCUGCUCCACACCGCGUCCGCCUUCCCGUUGCCCGCCGGUAAGAGGCCUCCCGAGGCGCCCGCCGAAGACCGCUCCCUCGGCCGCCGCCGCGCGCCCUUCGCGCUGAGCCGUGACUCAAACAUGCCAGAGGAUUAUUCUGAUCAGUUUGACGACGUCAUGGAUUUUAUUCAGGCCACCAUCCGAAGGCUGAAGAGAUCGCCCGAGAAGCAAAUGGCCGUGCCACCCCGGAGAGAGCGGAAUCGUCAGGCGGCGGCCGGCAGCCCGGAAGGUUCCAGGGGGAAAGGGCGGCGAGGUCAGCGGGGCAGAAACCGGGGCUGUGUCUUGACUGCGAUACAUUUAAACGUCACUGACCUGGGUUUGGGCUACGAAACCAAGGAGGAACUGAUUUUUCGGUACUGCAGCGGUUCCUGCGAUGCGGCCGAGACAAUGUACGACAAAAUAUUAAAGAACUUAUCCAAAAAUAGGAGGCUGGUGAGUGACAAAGUCGGGCAGGCUUGCUGCAGACCCAUCGCCUACGAUGAUGACCUGUCGUUUCUAGAUGACAACCUGGUUUACCAUAUUCUAAGAAAGCAUUCCGCUAAAAGGUGUGGGUGUGUCUGA
This is a messenger RNA of Enhydra lutris kenyoni (northern sea otter), 687 nucleotides long. Its product is annotated as glial cell derived neurotrophic factor. Gene Ontology annotation, biological process: peripheral nervous system development; negative regulation of neuron apoptotic process; positive regulation of branching involved in ureteric bud morphogenesis. The record is from RefSeq and is a predicted model, not a curated record. Gene Ontology annotation, molecular function: growth factor activity; glial cell-derived neurotrophic factor receptor binding; receptor tyrosine kinase binding. NCBI's taxonomy places the organism in Eukaryota, Metazoa, Chordata, Mammalia, Carnivora, Mustelidae. Bases 1 to 687 code for a protein of 228 amino acids. The transcript is spliced from 3 exons.